Molecule: messenger RNA, 5413 nt
Organism: Argiope bruennichi
Lineage: Eukaryota; Metazoa; Arthropoda; Arachnida; Araneae; Araneidae
Product: zinc finger and BTB domain-containing protein 49-like
Exons: 6
Coding region: 20-1321 (433 amino acids)
Biological process (GO): regulation of transcription by RNA polymerase II
Molecular function (GO): DNA-binding transcription factor activity; RNA polymerase II cis-regulatory region sequence-specific DNA binding
Source: RefSeq, a predicted model, not a curated record
UGUUGAUAAUCUAAAAAAAAUGGCUUCUACGCCAGAACAAGUUGUUUGUACUCCAACUUUUGUUUUUCCUACUGCUUUCCCAGUUAAUGGUUUCCAACUCUGGAAAGACGAACCGAAAGAUGUUUUGACUCUCUGCAAUAGCACUGCUGCUUGGACUGAUUAUAGAGGAUUUGACCCUCGAUCCCACUUAGCUAAUUUUCAUGUAGCUGCUGCUGCUGCAAGUCAGUCUCAGCCGCUACAACACACUGACGAUUCUUCCAAAUCGAAAGGUGGCAACAGAGGUAUCAAGAAUCAUCUUUCUAAUCAGAAUGAUUACCCGCCUCAAAGAAAUCUACUUGUAGCAUCUGCACCACCCGCUUUUCCAGGAAUAGAUUCAGGAUUGAAAAUUCCCAAUCCUAAUUUAGAUAAACAAUCUCAGCAGCCACCACAGCAGCCGCCUCAGCCACCCCCACCUCAACAACAACAACAGCAGCAGCAACAACAACAACCUCAGCAACAGCAGCAAAACCAACAACAGAACCAGCCCCAGCACCACCAUCAAACUCACGAAGAAAACCCUCUAGUAUCUGAAAAGGAUCAACGUUCUUGGCCUUGUCCUUCAUGUAAAGUUCCAUUUAAGCAAGCCUCUGAACUGCAGGCUCAUUUGUCCGCUCAUACAAAGGGUGAGAAGACUGUGCCCUGUGAUAUUUGUGGGAAAUAUUUUGCAUCGGGUGAUCGGGUUCGUAUACACGUCAAGGCAGCUCACGGUGAAAAAUCUUGUUCCUGUGAAAUCUGUGGUAGUGGUUUCAGUUACCGUUGCAAACUUCUUGACCACAUGAGGACCCAUACAGGAGACAAGCCUUUCCAUUGUGAGGUAUGUGGAAAGAGCUUUUCUCAGAAAAACCACCUCACUCGUCAUUCCAUGAUCCAUACUGGUGAACGUCCAUAUCCUUGUGAUUUUUGUGGUAGGGGUUUCUAUAGGAAAGAUAAGUUGACUCGACAUCGUCGGAUUCAUACUGGCGAGCGACCAAGUGGACAACCCAGAAGACGUGGUGGUGGACAGUUUAAUGCAAAAAUCCCUCAAAAUGCAGUUCGUCAUGCUCGAGGAAUGGCACAUCAUGUUGGAACAUCCGGUCAAAAUAGUGCAGCCCCAAAUAGUGCAUCAGCUAGUUCAAGUAAUAUUAAGAUGGAAUCGGGAAUGGCUGAACCUAUCCCUAGCACUUCUACAAGUACAAAUCUAAGUUUUGCACCUCCAACUUUGACACCCACCAUCAGCCCUAGCCAUUAUAGAGCAUCACCUUACAAGCCAGACUGGCAAACACCACCAUCUGGUGUUCACUAAAAGAACUAAUAUUUCAAUAAUACUUACUAUGCAUUAUUCUAUUAUUGUAUUGUCUAUUAACUAAAAUGACAUGUGCCAGAGAAUGUAUAAAUGGAUUUAAAUGUUUUUUUUUGUUAGGAUUGUUUUUCAGUACUUAAUAAAGACCUUGAAAAUUUAACUGGCAUCAGCUUUGUUGUCUUUCUAGUGUUUUUAAAAUUUAUGAUUUAUGGGGUUCAGCUUUCUAUUUUCUUUUUUGUCAUAAGAAUUUUUUUAUUCUUUAAUAUCUGAGAAUAAAAAGACAUUUGUAAUCUUAAUGAUUAUUUGCAAACAUAUUGAAACAUUUUUAAAAAAUUUUUUUUAUUAGCAAUUCAUAGUUUUUUUUUUUGCUAGUAAAUAUAAUGUAAAUGCUUUUACUUUAACCAUAAUUUUAAGGUACUUUGAAUUAUUGUCAUCAGAGAAAUGAUCUGAUGCCAGUUUAAUUUUUAUGUUGAGAAUAUGAUUAUUCUUGAUCUGAAUUUUUUUAUUACCCACCGCAAAGUCUCCUUCUCCCAGUGUAGAAGGCUAAACUUGACUGCAUUAGUGAAGUAAUGGUCAUUAUUUCAGCUUAUACACAUGGUUAUCUACUUAGUAUUAUUUUACAUUUUUUCUUAUUUCCUUAAAUUUGAUUGCAAAUGCUAGUUUGCUUACUUACUACUUAAAAUCGAUAAAUAUAUAAAAACACAAAGACUUCCUGAUGGGUAUUUUUAUAAUAAUCGCAUAAUAAAUGCAUGUAUAGUAAUUUUCUUUUAUACUAUAGUUUUUUGUUAAUUAUCCAGAAUGUAUAAAAACUACCUUUUGACAAUCAUUUAAGCCUAUAAGAGACGAGAUACAGCAUGUUUUCGUUUUUGUACAUGAAGAUAGCAUGAUUAUUAUUUUUAAUGGAAAAUGGUUAAAGUUUUGUUCAAAUUUGGAAAUUUAUAGUAUAAAUAAUGAAAAUGUUUAAUCCUGAUAAGAUAAUUUUUUUUAAAUGUUCAAAGGACAGUAAUCAUUAAUUUUUAUAUGGGAAAUAUACAGAUAAUUUACACAUGCUUACUAAUUCACGACAGUCAUGGUUUAAAAAUAAAAAUAUUAUGCUCUUUAAACCUUAAUUUCUGUGUAAAGUUGUCGAAGAAGGCGGGGGGUGAUGAAAAAUUUUCAGACAGUAAGGCUUAUAUAUAUCUUUUAGUUCUGAUUAUAACAAUUACAAAGAUAGUUUUUGUACACUCUGCAUCUCUAUAUAUUUAUUUGCUUCAUGAUUAUUUUUACAAUCAUCUUAUUUCUCUUUGAAGAAUAUUUUGUAAUAGAUCUUUGUAAGAUCAAUAAAUAUAUUGAUGUAUUUUAAUUUUAACAUAAUUAAAUAAACUUCUGGUAUUGCAAUACUUUUUUAAAAAUUAAUGAAGUAAUAAGUAUAAUUAAAAUUACAAUUUGUUAUAUUUUUUAUAUAGGACCUUUUCUGUAAUUAAAGAGCAAUAAUUUAAAAUUUAAUGAAAAUGCAGGUAAUUUAUAUUAAUCAUUAUGCAAGUUUUAAAUAGAAGUCUAAUCAAAUCAUAUGUCUUAUAAUAUACUGCUAUUUUCUUACAUUUCGAUAUAUUUACAUUCUCUUAUUCUUUUAAUAUUCUGCAAAUUUUUUUACAUUUGGAUAUAUUUGCAUUCCCUUAUUCUUUUUUCUGAUUUUUAACUAUGUUGAUCCAAAUUAAAACUUGCUUAAAUUAUAUAAUGAUUAUAUAAUUUGCAUUUAAAACUGAACAGAAAUCAUUUCAAAUAUUACAAAAUUCGUUCAUCAAUACAGAAAUUUGAAACUAAAUCGAAUGACUUUAAGACCAUAAUUUUUUUUAAUUAUAAAAUAUGCCGAUCUUUAAAUUAAAGAAUUUGGGGAAAAGACAUUUACUUAAUUUUACAUUUAGUUAUGAAAGUUCUGUAUUUUUUAAAUUUCCAACUAUUUUUGUAUGAAUUGUAUAUUUUUUAAAAUCUAUGUUGAAAAAUGUCAAUUUUUUUUUCUUGCUUAUUUCAAUUUUAUAAGUAUGCAAAUUUUAUGCAAGAUAACGUGAAUUUCAACAGUUUAAAAAUAACUACAUAAAUAAAAUGAUUUUUAUCUAAAUAAAGAUUAUAUUAUAGCCUUUAAAGCAUUUAAUCCCUACUUAUCUCUGGCAAGAAUACUGUCCAUAACUUUUUAGUGAUAAUAAUAGAUAUUGAAAUGUAUUUAGAUGGAAUUCAAAGAUACUUUUGAAAAAUAAAACAGUUAUAGUUAAGUAUUAACAUUAAUUUUCAGCUUCUUGACUAGUUAUUUCUUUAAUUACAUUUAUUUGUUAGAAUUAUUUAAAAACAACCUUGUAUCUACAAAAAGUUUUAAUAUGUACUCAGUGUAUAAGAAAGUCAGUUUUCUUGGUUAGUUUUUAUUUGAUAGAAAAGUAAUAUGUUCAUACCAUCAUAUUUUUAUUUAACUUCUUAAAUUGGUAUAAAAACUAAAUGUGACAUAUUGUUUUCAUUAUCUGACCAUAAGCAAAAAUUAAAAUAGCUAUUUUUAGUAACUCAUACACUUUUUUUUAAAUAAAGCGAAUUUAGAUUCAUAAAUGAAAAUAAUAAUUAAAAAAACAAACCUGAAACACCCAAGUGCAUUUCCAACUUCUGUUUGAGAAGGGUAAAUGAAAAGCUAGCUUAAAACUUUUUUUUUUCCUUCAAGAAAUAGUAUUAAAGCACUUGAAUUGUUUACAGUUUAUUAACUAUUUCUAAAAAAGAAUUGAUAAUUCAACUUUUAAAUUAGUUUAAUAGGUCUUAUAAAAAUAGUCAAGCAUUGUGACCAUCACAAUUGCUUUGCUGUGAAGCUACUAGAAAUGUUUAAGAUUUUUUGUAAAAACAGUGCUAUUUUGUCUGUUUAUAUACGUUCAGGUAAUUAACAUUUCCAAAAAAUAUUAUACAGUGAUCCAAAAUUAAAUUAUACAAAAUUAAUUUUAACUUAAAUCCUGUUUUUUGUUCGUUAGCUAAAGAUAACUAAUCACUAUUUUAAGUUUUCUUAGGAAAUAUAUUGAAAAUUUUAAAUGGUAAAUAAAUUGUUUUGGAAUUUGGCUAUGUAAAAUAAAAUGGAAUAUUUUUCAGUCUUGUGAAGCAGUUGUGCAUGUAAUUCUUUAGUGGCUAUAUGUUUGAAUGUUUUGCCAUAUCCUGAGGUGAAUGAAAAGCAGCUAGACAAAUCUUCAAUAUCUAAAUCAAAUCUCUGCCUUAUAUAUCUUAAUGCAAUAAAACUCCUUUUGAGCCAAAAACUCUAUUGUUAUUCUGAGUAUUUUAUUUCAGAAUUGAAGUGAUAAACCAUAGAUAUUUUUAAUAGUAUAAAUUGUGUGUAAAAGUUUACAGUGAUUAAUAAAAGUUUUUUUAAAAUUCAAUUAAUGCUAGGUAUGUUUUCACUAGGUAAACAUUUUGCUAUUUUUAUAUUUUCUUUUAUAAUAAAUGCCUUAGUCUUAAAAGUUACUAAACUUUUGUGAUGUUAAUUAUACCUCAUUUCUGUAAUUAAAACAUUGCUUUAGUGUAGUCAUAUUUUUUUCCUAUGUUGUCCUUUUAACUAUUUCUUAUAUGUGAGAAAUAUUUCAUUUUGAAAGUGAUAUUUUUCUGCCAUUCUUCAACAUUUCAUGUAAAAAAAAUUGUGCAGUCAACAAGAUCUGAUAAUUGUUUAGUUAUGUAUUUUUAAAAAUUUGACUAUAGAUCUGGUGCCAAUGCUUUAUUUUUCAUUGUAAAUAAUGACAUUUAUACUCUGUAUUUAGUUUGCUGUAAAAAUAAGGCAAGCCAAAAUUGUAUUUCUGUGUGUGAAAUUUGUAUUUUGCCUUUUUUUGUUUGUUUGUUUGGGUAGUUUGAUGUGCCAUUAUUGUAGGGAGAAACGUUUGUCUGUAGCUUGAUAUUUUUGUACCAGUUGUAGGACAGUAUUCUUCAUUCACAGAGAAACAUGUCUCCGAUCUGGGAAUGUUUAAUAACGUGAUAUCUUUAAACAGUUAUUGUUUUAAGUUUUGCUCAUUUUUUUUACUGUAUACUAUCAACUUUGUGAACUUUCUGAUAUGUUUUUAACUUCUCAUUUAUUGUCAUUUUAGAUUUCAUAAUUAAACGAUUGAAAAA